GAUACACUCACAAUUUUUAUGGUACAAAAAUUUCAUAGUGCGUAUACGCACUAAAUCGUAUAGAUUAUUGGUGACGCGUUCAUUUUAUUCUUGCAUAGUGUAAAUGUCUUUGCGUUUUCCAAAAUUUAUAAGGUGAAUAUGCUGGAAUCAUAUUAACCUUUGUAGAAGUGUGUAACAGAGACCUACACAUCUAUAUAUAUUAUUCAAUAGAAAAGCGAAGUAUUGAAAGUUGUAGAUUUUUGUUUUAAUUAAUGACAAAUAAAGAAGCAGUAAAAUAAUUAUUACUUUGGAAUGUGCAACCUCUCAUCUACAUACUAAAUCGACAGAAAUCGAAAGUUUUUCUUUUGCAAGAAAUACUUGAAUUAAUACAAACCUAUUCAAAGGAAGACCACCAUUGUUUUCAAUUGUGUUCAAGUUGAAUUAGUGGAUGUUGCUCGAAAAUAGCUUCGAUUACUAUCACACCUAUCAAGAAGAAUAAACUAUAUCGUUACAAUUUCUACGAAACGAAAGCUGUUUGUGUCAAAAACGUCUUCGGAGAAGCUAUUUUACAGAUUCUAAAGGCUGUCUAAUACAUGUAACAAGAGAGGUUCGAAAUCAAGAUUUUUCUAUCAUAACCGACUUUUUGAAUAAGAGUAGAAUCUGCUCUGUAAAGAUGACACUCCCAAGUGCUGCCCGAGUAUAUACAGAUGUGAACGCACACAAACCAGACGAAUAUUGGGAUUAUGAGAAUUAUGUAGUUGACUGGGCUAACCAGGAUGAUUACCAGCUGGUUCGAAAGUUAGGUCGUGGCAAAUACUCGGAAGUAUUUGAAGCUAUAAAUAUUACAACAACGGAGAAGUGUGUGGUAAAAAUCCUCAAACCAGUGAAGAAGAAGAAAAUUAAGCGUGAAAUCAAAAUUUUAGAAAACUUGCGAGGUGGAACUAAUAUAAUUACCCUACUAGCGGUUGUAAAAGAUCCCGUUUCAAGGACACCCGCUUUGAUAUUUGAGCACGUCAAUAACACCGAUUUUAAACAAUUAUAUCAAACUUUAACGGACUAUGAGAUCCGUUACUACUUAUUUGAAUUAUUAAAGGCUCUGGACUAUUGCCAUAGUAUGGGUAUUAUGCAUAGGGAUGUAAAACCUCAUAACGUUAUGAUUGAUCACGAAAAUCGGAAAUUGCGCUUGAUUGAUUGGGGUUUGGCAGAAUUUUAUCAUCCAGGCCAGGAGUACAAUGUUCGCGUUGCAUCUCGAUAUUUCAAAGGGCCGGAGUUGCUUGUUGACUACCAAAUGUAUGAUUACUCUUUAGACAUGUGGUCCUUGGGCUGUAUGCUAGCUUCAAUGAUUUUUCGUAAAGAACCUUUCUUUCAUGGACAUGAUAACUAUGACCAACUCGUCCGUAUUGCUAAAGUUCUUGGCACUGAAGAAUUGUAUGCAUAUUUAGAUAAAUACAACAUUGAGCUAGAUCCUCGUUUCCAUGACAUUUUGCAACGGCACUCUCGAAAGAGAUGGGAAAGAUUUGUCCACUCGGAUAAUCAACAUCUAGUUUCACCAGAGGCUCUAGAUUUUCUUGACAAGCUUUUGCGUUAUGAUCAUGUCGAAAGGUUGACUGCACGUGAAGCAAUGGCUCAUCCCUACUUUUUACCGAUUGUGAAUGGGCAAAUAAAAUCUACCAAUCAGCAAUAAAAUUAAACACAACUGUAAACAUCGGAGUGUAAUACGUUGUCCGAAUGAAGGUUAAAAGUAACUAUGGGUGAACAACGUUAUUAAUACCAUAAAAUUAGAUUAGAAUGAAUCGACUCCAUAACAGAUGAGGAAUCUAAAACAUUUUAAUAAACCAUGAAAUUAUUCAUAACUUAUUUAAUAAAAAAUAAUAAAAUAUAACAAA
Zeugodacus cucurbitae (melon fly) is the source of this 1865-nucleotide messenger RNA. RefSeq names its product casein kinase II subunit alpha (gene CkIIalpha). Bases 653 to 1663 code for a protein of 336 amino acids. Gene Ontology annotation, biological process: protein phosphorylation. Gene Ontology annotation, cellular component: protein kinase CK2 complex; nucleus; cytosol. NCBI's taxonomy places the organism in Eukaryota, Metazoa, Arthropoda, Insecta, Diptera, Tephritidae. The record is from RefSeq and is a predicted model, not a curated record. Gene Ontology annotation, molecular function: protein serine/threonine kinase activity; ATP binding. The transcript has 5 exons.